Anopheles moucheti is the source of this 5405-nucleotide messenger RNA. RefSeq lists its product as uncharacterized. The transcript is spliced from 7 exons. Gene Ontology annotation, biological process: nucleobase-containing compound metabolic process. The record is from RefSeq and is a predicted model, not a curated record. Gene Ontology annotation, molecular function: 3'-5' exonuclease activity; nucleic acid binding. Bases 160 to 3432 code for a protein of 1090 amino acids. Lineage: Eukaryota; Metazoa; Arthropoda; Insecta; Diptera; Culicidae.
GCCGUUGUGUGUUACUGUCCGGUGCAUCGAGGUGUGACAAUAAUAGGUCACGAAGCCGAAGUUUCGGAUUUGGGACCACCGCACCGGCCACCACCGGGUGGGAUAGGACACAACUGCACCGAUCGCUCCCCGCACAAACCGUCACAGGCAGCAGUCACCAUGGAGUCGAUGGAGUAUGAGGAGGCGCGCAACAUGACGCUGCUAUUCUUUCUCGAGCGGCUGCUGGAUCGUGGCGAGCCGAGAACACUCCACGACCUGUCCUGUCAGUUUGGAGCACGUGGAUUCACCAAGGAAAUGCGUCAGAUCGCCGGUGGCAGUCAAUCAGGACUGAAAAAAUUUCUCGCCCAAUAUCCGGCACUGUUCGAGAUUAAUGGCGACUUCGUGCACAUCAACUCGUACCAAUCGAGCAGCCAGGACGAUUCUUCCGUAUCGGGCAAGCGGGAUUACAUUAAGGAGGCGAAAGAUUACUUCAAACACAAACUGCUACAGUAUGGUAAGGGUACCGAAGUGCCGAUCCGCAGUCUGCUGGGCCAUCGGAGCCAAGCGUCGCCGCAGGUGCGCCACAUCUCCGGCCAACACAUACGCGAGUUCACGGAGUUCCUGUUGAAGCAUCCGGACACCUUCCAGGUGAUUGACAACGAGAAUGUGGUGCUGGUAGGGUGCGAAGAUGAGGAGGAAGUACCGGCCUCGGAACGGUUGCAUCUGCCCAACUCGACAAUCGAUACGCAGGCCACCCAGCAGUUGCUCGAUUCGUUCGCGCAGGUGAUCGAGAUCAAGGGCCCGAUCCUGGUGGAUCAGCUGUUUCACAUGGUCACAAGCAACUUCCCCCAGGAGCAGUGGUUCCACAUGUUUAAGAACCCGAGCGAUCUGAAGACGUUUCUGAAGCUGUUUUCCGAUUGCUUUCACAUCCAGUCGAAUCUAGUCACGCUGCUGCAGAAGCCCAAACUGUCGGAUGCGCACAUCCGCCAGGCGCAGGAUAAGCUGAACCUGUCGAACAGCACGUUUGGGGGCAGCAGCACACAUAGUAGUUAUAGCAUAGGUAACAUGACCGGCACGUCAGCUAGUAGUCCGCAGAACAGCUUACAAACGUUCGGUGGCAGCGGCAGCAUUGGGUUUGGUAGCGCGAACGGUAGCAGCAACACGAGUCGGACAGCUUCGCCCAAAAAUAUGAUCGGAGAUUUCAAGCUGAACGAACCGGUUUCCGUGGGGCUGGUCGGUGGUAAUGCCAGUGCGGCCAACAACGUUGCUUCGCUGGCUGUAAAUAGUAAGAGUGAACCCAACAGUGGGUUUGACAGUUUGCUCAUAACGAACGAUUUCAAGAUGGAAAGCUUAUGCCCACGGAACUGUCCAACGGUGACGAGCUAUGCAAAGCCCGCUUUAUUACCUCCCAAAGGUAGUACGAACGAUGCGGGUACCAACACACUGGUGUCCUCCGGUGGAAAUGUGUCCGAGUCACCGAAUAAUGGACGCAUCGGGGUGAACGAUAGGAUCGCCAAUCAUCAACAACCGCCACAGCAGCAACCAGUGGCGGGUGUUCCGAAUCCGAAAAAUCAGACACUCAAACAGCGAAUCAACAGCCUCGUGAUCAAAACACUUGCCGAGAAUCUGGAGAAGGAUAAACACUCGAUGGGGGCGAUACAGACGACGACAGCACAGCAGCAGCAUGCUGGUAGCGUUUCGACGGGUACCGGAACGGGCACGGGAGGAAGCACGGCGGGAGGAGUAUCGCAGUCGGGUGCGAUGUCACCAACACCACCGGCAACGGGCGGCAAUCCGGUACAUUCGAACAACUACUUCAUCGGCGAUACGUGGAAGAUCAAGGUGCUGCAGAAUACGCGCGUUAUCUCGACCGUCAAGGAAUCGCUGUUCGUCACCAAUGCCAUCCUGAAGUCAGCCCUCGAAGAGCAGGCGAUCGUAUCGUUCGACUGUGAGGGCAUUAAUCUAGGCGUCCGCGGACAAAUCACAAUGGUGCAGCUCGGCACGACGCGCGGCGAAGCGUUCAUAUUCGACAUCGCCACCUGUCCCGAUAUGGUGGUGGAGGGUGGCCUGAAGGAGAUACUGGAAUCGGAAAAGGUGAUCAAGGUGAUACACGACUGCCGGAACGAUUCGGUCAAUCUGUUCAAUCAAUUCCAAAUCCUGCUACGGAACGUUUUCGAUACUCAGUCCGCGCAUGCUGUGCUGCAGUUCCAGGACCAGGGCAAGCAGGUGUACAAGGUGAAGAAUGUGUCCCUCAAUACAUUAUGCGAGAUGUAUAAUGCAACCGUUAAUCCGAUGAAAGACCAGCUGAAGAACGUUUAUCGGCGUGACCAGAAGUACUGGGCACGAAGGCCAUUGACAAGGGAUAUGCUGCUGUACGCUGCCGGAGACGUGCUGAUACUGAUCAACGAACAGCUGUACCUCAACAUGGCGACCUCCAUCAAGCCAGAGUACCGUGAGCUGUUGUCGGAGCUGUGCACUGAGCAGAUUUUAAUGUUAAUCCGCCCAGUGGAUGUGAAAAUGCGCAAGAAGCAGCGCAAGGUACGGUCGGAGAUACAGGACCUGAAGGUGAAGCUGAAAUCGGCUAGCAAAAACAUAGUCCUAAGCAACAGAGAAAUCCGACUGUUGAGGUACAUGGAUUUAACGGAAGAGGAAAAGGAAAAGCUACGGGUGUCGUACAAGGUGGCAAAGAAGCUGGACAAGCUGGAAAAUUACGACCGCGAUCGGUGCGAUCAGAGCGAUUCGGAUGACGAGUGUGACGUCACUGAGCAGGACUACCAAAGCAUGGACAGUGUACCGUCGGACAAUUCGCUCCCGGGCACGGGGACGGGUACUGCUGGUAGUGGCACAUUCUCACCGAAGAAUUCCGAACCGCCCAGUCUGACGGAAUCGAUGCAGCUCAUGGACGAAAUCCUUUCCAACACAACGAUGGAUCGGAUGGCAAAGAUUGACAAACUGGAAGCAAUCCUUUCCGCCGCCACACUGCUGCCAAAUGAUCAGUCCUUUGCUGACACAAUGUCCAGCUUUAAUGCCAAUACGAUCGUAGUAACUAACGAUAAUAUUCUACAGCCUGCAAAGGAAAAAGACGCCAUUAAAGGCCGUGUGAGCAAACCAAGCUCAAAGAUAGCGGCUCGGUUGCAGCACUCGAUCACUCCACCGCCACCACUAGCAUCGUCCGGUUACGGUGCGUACCACCAACCGACGGUACUAGUGCCACCGAAGGAAAUGAAAGAAGCCGCCUGCCAGACGCUCAGCACGGGCGAUAUUGUGAUUACGAAGAUAUUCUUCAAGGAGGACCAAGACAAGAAAGCUCAAUCGGAUAAGGCGGUUACGAAUGCAACCACCACCACCACCACGCCUGUGGCAGGCGAAAUGCUCAAAAAGAAUGGCACCACUGCCGGUGGUGAGAUACUGAUGAAUGCAUCCAGCCCACAACCACAGGCGCAAAGUGCCUGAAUUAGUGAAACAGGCAUCGUUCAGGGCGGAUGCUGUAUUCGCUGCUACGCUGGUUCAAAACCUCCCACGAUCGCGAUCUUAGACGGUGUGGUCCAAAAAACGAAAGAAGAAGAUAAACAUGCGCAUUGUGCUAGAAAAGGACCAUUGUGUGCGUUUGUGAAGUGAAGCAGCAGCUUAAUAAGACUAAGGUUUCUACGGUGUUGUCAGCCGUACACGUUUUGAUAAUCGAACGAAGGACGAAGCAAUAAUUUAUGUGCGUUAAUUUAUUAGAACCAAGCAAACAGAGGGAGGAACGUGUGAUGGUGACCCUUUGGGGGGCACACGUUCUUCACAACGACAUUCGGCACCACAAUGUUUUUCUUCUGGUUGCCCUGGAUAAAUAGACUCAAUCAUACACAGAGACAUUGUGUGUGUAACGCGUAGGCAUAUAUUUUUUAUUCAAUAUUUAUACCCACGAUAACGAAAUUCCCACGAGUGAGAAUGAACACUAGUAGGCGUCGCGUGUGAUGUCCAUGGAGACAAGUUGAUGGUGUUUCCUACGUUAUUUUGUUUUUUUUUUUGGAAGCAAAACCACUACUACUACAGUGUGAUGAAUCAAGCGUGUGUUAAGUGUGCGUUGCUUGUUGUGAAUUGUAUGCGCAAAGUAGGAGAAGGCGAAUUAAAACGAAAUGGACUAAAGAGUUUGGUUAGUUUGGAAAGCGAAAUUUUGUUUUUUCCCGAGUGAAACAACCUUAACGUGUUAUUUGUGUUAAAUUCUCAAACAUACAUAAAUGAAUGAAGCACGAGUAGAGUGAACAGUCAGCUGUAGGAAUUAUGUAACCAUUUUGAUUACUGGCCAACCAUGGCAGAAAGUGUAUUGUAAUGGCACGAUGGUAGAGAAUUUGAUAGUUAACAUACCCCCGAAGCAUACACAAAACACCCCUUAUAUACACAGAACUAGACUUACUGAAUUACAUUUCAAUCAAAGCAACCGUAGGUUUAAUGAUGGGUGUCAGCAGCAUACUCAGCAGCAGCGGCAACUAUAUGCUAUAUAUCGUUAUACACACGCGCCUACUAUACAUAGAUAUAUGUACUGGAUUCGUUAUACGCUCAGUAGAACAAGAAUGAAAAGUGAACACUCACUGUAUUUAGCGCUGCAAUAUAAAAGAUAGAUGAGUCUUGCGAAAGUAUGAGCAUUGACAGGAAGGAAGGAUAGGAUGUAUAUCUUUUGUAGCAUAUCAACUACGCAUACACUGGCAUAUAGUGUAGAGGACAUAUCAUUUGUUUCGCGAUCACCCCGACGGUAGUCACCUUGAUUGUUGACGGGUGAACUAACAUUUCUACUAACGUACCAUCGUUAAAGGUAAAUGAGUAGUAGUUUUGCUAAACCUUAAUAAGCAUUCUAAUUAAAGCCCUACAUUAUUGUGGAGAGGUAUCCGAUAGUUGCUUAUCGGCUUAAGAUAUACAGACACACACACACACACUUAUUAUGCGAGGUGCCCGACAGAGGGGAAUGAUAAUGUUUAGCGUGAAAUAAUAUGACGGGUUGAGUUUAGUGCUAUGCGCGGUUUAGUGUUAAAUGAAACAACUAACGAAAACAAAAAAAAAACCCACAACACAACACCCUCUAGUAUUCAACCAAUACGCGUACGGAACGAAACUAAAAUCGAAGCGGGAUAUGAAUUGAAAUGUAUAACAAAAUUGAAUUGUAUGUAACCAGAAGUGAAUAGAAUUUAUACAACAACAAGGGAAAAUAAACCACAACGACAAGCAAUAUAUGCUUUUGGCGGACAAAUAAUGUGAGGGAACUUUGCAACGGGACUUUAGAAGAAAAUAUAUUACUUAUAUUAUACAUACGAAAAAAACGAGUAUGAUGAAACGAAUAUGAAAUUAAUGACGGGCGGUAUAUGCGGUAGCAGAAGAUUGUUGUUGUGUUGGGACGGACGUGGAAAGUGCGUCGUGGAAUGUUAUAGGAACAAAUAAACAAUUGUACA